AUGGCACGCACACGUUCGAAACCCGCAAAGGCAACGCCCAAAGAAUCCACGCCCGAAGCCACCACCACAGCCAAACCGCUGCCCGCAAGCACAUCGAACCCCCCGAAACUGUUCGUACUACCGAAGGAUACAUCCAAAGACGCGCGCAUAGUCAGCCUUGACAAUCCCGCAAACGACACACCAUCACGAUACUACUUUUGCCCUGAGAAGGGCUUCUACGAGUUCACGCGCAUCGCUGCACCGAAGAAAGACUUCAAGAGUUGGUUAAUAACAGGAGAGAAGAGUGAGGAUGACACCACAGAGGAAGCAGAUGCCUCACGGAUAGGCAACGGUUACAUCACCAAAUCAGCCGACCUCUUCAUCGCAACACCCAUCGACGUCCUCUUCCUCAUCCUCCCCGCCCUCACACCAAAGUCAGCAAAAGACACGAAGCAACACUUCCUUGCCUUCGAUGAUUACCUCGACACACUCUCAUCCGCUUCACCACAUUGUAAAGCGCUGUUAUCACAAUACCCCACCCUCAAGACUAUGAUAGAGACCAGGAUGCGAAGGAUAUGCGACACAGUCGACGCAGGCGAAGAAUCCAUGUACCGCCUCUCGCACCCCAAGCUACUCGAAGUCCUCGUCUCAAAAGCCGAACGCAUGGUCAAGAAAGGACUUCCCCCGUCGAUGGAGGAGAGAUUCAUCAAGACAGCCCUAGAGAUACCUGUCAUGAGCAUAAAGCGCGAGGAAAGCACACUAAGCACUGUCUCAACAACAGACGCAGCGUCAGAGCAGGAGAACGACACAACGACGACCUCGCAAACGAGCGUCACAACAACUAUCACAACCCCCGACGACGCCCCCUCAAAACGCACCCUCACAACCCCCGCUGAAAUCCCCCACCUCCUCCGCCUCCGCACAUCCCUAACCUACCUCCUCUCCUCCUACAUUCCUCCCUCCCUCCGCACCCCCUUACUCGCUCUCCUAUCCCCCCGCUUCACACCCCUGGACACCCACCUCUCCGCCAUCUCCGCUCUAAAAUCCGAAGCCCUUUCCCUGCGCUCCAUCUCCGACAACAUAUCCCGCAAACGGGCAAUCGAGGAAGACGAAGAGAAGAUCGCCGAGCGAGAAGAGAAGAAGCGGAAGAAAGAAGACGAGGAGCGGAAGAAGAAGAGUGAAGGGAGAGGAGUCAAGGCACUCAAGAAGGUGGAUACGAGCGGGAUGAAGAAGAUGAGUAGUUUUUUUAGUGUCAAGCCCAAGGCCAAGUAG
This is a messenger RNA of Alternaria conjuncta, 1251 nucleotides long. RefSeq lists its product as uncharacterized. The transcript has a single exon. Lineage: Eukaryota; Fungi; Ascomycota; Dothideomycetes; Pleosporales; Pleosporaceae. The record is from RefSeq and is a predicted model, not a curated record. Bases 1 to 1251 code for a protein of 416 amino acids. Gene Ontology annotation, biological process: RNA catabolic process; ribonucleotide metabolic process. Gene Ontology annotation, cellular component: ribonuclease H2 complex; nucleoplasm.